Molecule: messenger RNA, 3069 nt
Organism: Theobroma cacao (cacao)
Lineage: Eukaryota; Viridiplantae; Streptophyta; Magnoliopsida; Malvales; Malvaceae
Source: RefSeq, a predicted model, not a curated record
AUGGAUCCUGUUAUAACUGGUGCUGCUGCCAAUGUUGCUUCGGAGGCUGCGAAAGGCAUCUUCCAUGAAGUUAAGCGUCAUAUGAGAUAUGUAUUCAUCCACAAGAAAAAUGUUGAUAAGUUCGAGGAGAAAUUAAAGUCGUUGAUAGCAAAAAGAGCAAGUGUUCAGCAAGAGGUUGAUGCUGCAAACAGGAAUGGGGAGAAGAUAAAAGCCGACGUUGAGCAUUGGCGAAAGACAGUGGACAAGGUAAUCGAUGAAGAGGACAAGAGGGUGAAAGAUCUUGAAGAAAAAGCAAAGAACAAGUGCUUCAUCGGCUUGUGUCCCAAUAUCAAGUCUCGCUACCAGCUUAGCAGGAAAGCAGAAGAUGGUGCCGCGGCCGUUGACGAUCUCAUCGGGCAAUGUCAAUUUAAUGGAGUGGGAUACCUAGAUGUUCCAGAAGCUAUAGUGGAUGCAUCUCCUAAUGGCUUUGAGACCUUCAAAUCAAGAGAGAAGGUUUUCAACGAUAUCAUGGAGGCAAUGAAAGAUGCUGCUAUCAGCAUGAUAGGGGUGUACGGAAUGGGUGGUGUGGGCAAAACAUCACUAGUCAAUGAAGUUGCCAGACAAGUCCAAGAGGUUAAGUUGUUUGAUUCGGUGGUUACCAUAACUGUGGCUCAAACUCCUGACAUUCAGAAAAUUCAAGAAAAUAUUGCAGAAUUAUUGGGUUUAAGACUAGAAGAUAAAACUAUAGAUGCAAGAGCUCGUAGAUUGCACGAAAGGUUGAAGAAAGAGAAGAUGGUUCUUGUUGUUUUAGAUGAUAUUUGGAAGAAACUAGAUCUCAGGGAAGUCGGAAUUCCAUUUGGAAACCAACACAAAGGAUGCAAGAUAUUGUUGACGUCAAGAGAUCAAAAUGUUCUCUCCAAUAAGAUGGAUGCUGACAAAACUUUUGCAAUUGAUGAUUUAGACGAUGAAGAAGCUUGGGACUUGUUUAGGAAGAUGGCUGGGGCCGACAGUGUUGAAAGUUCUGAGUUGCGAUCUACCGCAAUUGACGUAGCCAAAAAAUGUGCAAGAUUGCCGUUGGCCAUUGCAACAGUUGCGAGGGCAUUGAGAAAUAAAGGUUUAUUUGUUUGGAAGGAUGCUUUACGGCUACUACAGAAGCCUUCCUCAAGAAACUUCACUGGGAUAUCUGCAGACGUAUAUUCAGCUAUAGAGUUGAGUUACAAUCAUUUAGAAAAUGAAGAACUCAAGCAGGCUUUUCUGCUUUGUAGUCUAGUACAUCGUGAUGCAAGCAUUGAUGACUUGUUGAAAUAUGCCAUUGGUUUGGGUGUAAUUAAAGGUGUUGACACCAGGGAGGAAGCACGAAAUAGCUUGUUAACAAUGGUGAGUAAACUCAAAACCUCUUGCUUGUUGCUUGGUAGUACCAAUAACGAGUACUUUAAUGUGCAUGAUCUUGUUUAUGAUGUUGCCAUGUUAAUCGCUUCUGUGGACAAUUACGUCUUUGCACCAAAGGAGGAGGAUGUUCUGAAAGAUUGGCCUGAUGAAGAGAGAAUGAAAAAGUGCAACAAGAUUCAUUUGGUAUUUCCAAGUAUUAGAGAGGUUCCUGACGAGUUGAAUUGCCCACAGCUUGUUUAUUUACGUGUGUUUAGCGAGGAUUAUUUCCUGAAAAUGCCACUCAACUUCUUAAGGAAAACAACAAGUCUUAAAGUCUUACAUGUGACUAAUAUGCAUGUUUCUUCUCUAUCUUCGUCAAUUUGUCUCCUAAAAUGCCUUCUUACAUUGUGCUUAGAUGGAUGUGAAUUGGGAGAUAUAGCCAUUAUUGGAGAGCUUAAGAAUUUAGAAAUUCUUAGCUUUUCAAAUUCUGAUAUCAGAAUUUUACCUAAAGAAAUUGGACAACUGGUUAAACUAAAGUUAUUAGAUUUAAGUUAUUGUACUAAACUCAAAAUAAUUUCACCAAAUGUCUUAUCAAGUUUGCCCAAAUUAGAAGAAUUAUACAUGACAGGCACUUUUAUUCAAUGGGAAGUAGAGGGACAUGCCAAUCCCCGAAGCAAUGCUAGUCUUGCUGAAUUGAAGAAGUUGACUCGUUUGGCUGCUUUAGAAGUUAAUAUUCUUGAUGUUGAGGCCAUGUCAGGGGGCUUGUUCGUUGAAGAGUUGCAAAAGUUGGAAAGAUACAAGAUUUUCAUAGGAAAUUAUGAUAAGCCAUGGUUUGAUGGAAAUGAGUAUGGGCAUGGGUGUUCAAGGACUCUGGCACUUGACUUAAGUAUAACCACUUAUCAUUUGGAUCAUGGAAUUAAGAUGCUUUUGAAGAAAACUGAAGCUCUAUAUUUAGAUGACAAUCUCUUCCAAGAUGCUUCAAUGAUUAAAUAUAUCUUUAAUGAUAAUGGUGCAGUUGAUAAAAUUGAAUUUUCUCAAUUGAGAUAUUUGAUAUUUAGAAGGCUACCAUAUCUCAUUAGCUUUUGCUCUGAAGACAAAAGCAGCUCUACCUCAUUGCCUCAACAUGAGUUGCCUCUUUUCAGUGAAAAGGUUGCAUUUCUUAGUUUGGAGAACAUUUUUAUUUCCAACUUGAGAAGCAUAAAGAUGAUAUGGCAGAACCAACUCCUUGUGAAUUCAUUUCCCAAACUACAACGAAUGCAAGUUGCAAAUUGUGAUGAUUUAUUGACCAUUUUCCCAACUAAUACGCUGAGAGCAUUUCAAGGACUGCAGACUCUACGAGUUGAGAGAUGUGCUUUGCUAGAAGGAAUAUUUGAAGUGGGAAGGUCAAAUAUGGAAGAAAUAUGUGCUGUCACCCCUCAACUAAGAGAAUUGCAUAUUGAGAAUCUACCAAGCCUCAAGUAUAUUUGGAAAAAUGAUCCCCAAAAAACUUGUAAAUUUGAAAAUUUGCAGGAAGUACAUGUUAGUUGUUGUGAGAAUCUGAAGAAUGUAUUUCCAGCCUCAUUGGCCAGAUCAGAUCUUCCACAACUUAGAGAUCUUCAAAUAGUUGGCUGUGGAGGAAAGGAUAUUGUUUCCAAAAAGCAAGGAUUGGAAACGGCUGUCACUUUGGCUGUCACUUUCGAAUUUGAUCAAGUAUCCUCCCUCACUUAUAUAACCAACUUUUAA